Messenger RNA from Leishmania mexicana MHOM/GT/2001/U1103, 504 nucleotides. RefSeq lists its product as hypothetical. The coding region runs from base 1 to 504 and encodes 167 amino acids. NCBI's taxonomy places the organism in Eukaryota, Euglenozoa, Kinetoplastea, Trypanosomatida, Trypanosomatidae. The record is from RefSeq and is a predicted model, not a curated record. The transcript has a single exon.
AUGAAGGUCGAGCUGACAAUGCAGUACCUGGACGAGUGGAUGCUCCGCUGGCGCAAAUUCCAGACGGAGAGCGACUGGCGGAUUGAGAAGAACCGCCAGUGGUGGCGGCAGGCAAACAUUGUGACUGCCGGUGCGGUGAUGGGCAGCCUUGUUAUGUACACCGCCGGCACUGCGACCAUCCGCCGCCAGUUCGGCGCCCCUCACUUUUUCGACGUCGGUGUGGACGCUAAGAUCAAGGAAGCCAUCUGCGAUACCAUAACGAGCCGCUGGCGCUACACCCCACAGGGGUACGGACGUCUGAUGGUGGUGGGGCUGCCCACCUUCUUCGUCUUCGCUAUUUCCGAGCACAUCCAGGAGCGCAGGCGCCUCCGCGCCUACGUGAGGCAGAAUACCGUGUUUGGCGAGCAGGCGCGCCGCCUUGUGCAGAAUGGCAAAAUCGAGGAAUACCUCGCGGUAGACAUCAAGGCCUCGCUCCCUCAGAACCAGACGCAGCUUUACGCGUAA